Messenger RNA from Stylophora pistillata, 968 nucleotides. RefSeq lists its product as uncharacterized. The record is from RefSeq and is a predicted model, not a curated record. Lineage: Eukaryota; Metazoa; Cnidaria; Anthozoa; Scleractinia; Pocilloporidae.
UUACAAAGAUGGCGGCAGAUUUGACUGUGAAAAAUGUUGUACUUUUACAGGCACACAUGCGUGGGUUUCUUGUGCGAAAGAAGUUACUCGAAGUCCGAAGAGAAUUUGAAGAAAUUUUGAAUGAGCUGGAAAAUGACACCUACUUUGUCUGGUGGAAGACACAAGCUCCAGGGCUUCCGUUGAUGAGUGCGGACCCUAAAAGACUGGUAAACGCAAGAGAGAAAAAUAAUUCAGUUUUUGACGGAGACAGAGACAAUGAAUCUAAUCGAACAUAUUCAGUCACAGAUGGAUUUGGUUCACAUGUGAACGGCGAGGGUGAUCCUCUACUAGAAAACCCUGUUCUUCAAGAUUCAAGCUUUGAAGGGCUUGGUUCAGCGUCAGAGACGUAUGUAAAGAGAAGUACUGCUGAGGGUAAAACGAUGGUAGAUGUGAAUUCUAGACACAGAGAACAUGAUAACGGUGAAAGGUGUAAAGUUGAUGGAGGACCACCUCUGGAAAGGCCUAUUUCUGGUGCGUCAAACUCUGAAAGUGUUAACUUCAGUAGAGGGUUGCAUAGUAAUCAUGCAUUUGAUUUGCAAAAUGGAACAACUUCCUCACAGGUGGACAAGCCAGAGAUGGGAACUUCAUUGUCUGAGGAACAAAAUCUGGAAAGGCAGAAAUUAGUAAUUCCAAAUGCGGAACAAACAUUUCAACAUGGUGGUCGAGUUGAAAGAUCUCACCAUAUCAGAGAGUCACACUUCCCCCUUAACAGUACAAUUAACCCUGGUUCACAGGAUGAGCAAGAAGUAAGGAGGCCCUUUAGAACGCCUGACAGUGAAUCAGACACAUCCUUUCAGGCUUAUGUACCUAGGACACCACGUCUGCGGGAACAAGUCCUUCUUAGUGACACUUGGUUGACUGAUAAAUCAUUUGAAACAGGACCUGACAAAGUGUUAUCACAUGACCUCCCUACUGAUCCUGUCAAACUU